CAUGUGACUCUCUCCAUUUCGCCAUUUUCUUCCUCUCCGCCGGCGAUCGAGCUCCUGUCGGAUCCGUGACCGUCUCUUGCACUCCGCUCCUGCUCCUACAAGACCUGUCAGCUUAGAAAAGAGCUUCUCUAGAGCCUAAACCUCCCUGACUGAAGCCUUCCUCCCUCUCUGUGUUUAGUUGUAGGUGUCUGAACGCGCAGGAAGAAUGUCCGCCCAGAGCCCCCAGUACGCUCCCUUCUUCGCAGUGAUGGGUGCCUCGGCAGCAAUGGUGUUCAGCGCAUUGGGUGCUGCAUAUGGGACGGCCAAGAGUGGCACAGGCAUUGCUGCCAUGUCUGUGAUGCGGCCGGAGCUGAUCAUGAAGUCCAUCAUUCCCGUGGUCAUGGCGGGUAUCAUUGCCAUAUACGGCCUGGUGGUGGCUGUACUUAUUGCCAACAACAUGGCUGCCGAUAUCUCGCUCUUCAAGAGUUUCUUGCACCUGGGUGCGGGGCUGAGCGUGGGUCUGAGUGGUCUCGCAGCUGGCUUCGCCAUCGGUAUCGUGGGAGAUGCAGGAGUGAGGGGCACAGCCCAGCAGCCUCGCCUGUUCGUGGGGAUGAUCCUUAUCCUCAUUUUCGCUGAGGUUCUGGGGCUCUACGGGCUUAUUGUCGCUCUUAUCCUGUCCACCAAGGGUUAAUUGCUCUUAUCAUCUCUUACACAUGAACCACCAUCAACCACACACACACACACACACACACACAAGCACCAACACAAACAUCCUCCUAAUGAUACACACUGAGUAAUUUCACCACCCGAAACGAUGAGAGGAAUUUUUGCGUGCAUGCGUGUAUCGUGAGCGUGCUGUUUGCAAGUGAAUGUGUGAUUGAACUUCCUCUCUGUGUAUAGUAGCCUGGUGUGCGUUCCCCUGUAAAUGCGCUGUGUAGCUAUUGCUCUCGUCCUGUGUGUGUGUUUAAAUAGAUGCCCUCUUUCUCCUAUGCUACACUUGUUCGUCAUCCUUCUUUUAUUUUGUCAUAAUUUUACUCUCAUUUGAAGAACAAAUCAGCCGUUGUUUAGUUUUCUCACUUUUGGGACCAUUCGAAUUCAUACACUGAUGUUGAGGACCUAAGUGUAAAAAAAGAUGGAAUUAUUACUGUUUGUCUUUGUUUCUGUUUCUGCUGAUUAUUUAUGAAGAUUUUGAGAUGUUCAUUAAACAGUUAAAUGGA
Messenger RNA from Cyprinus carpio (common carp), 1196 nucleotides. Its product is annotated as V-type proton ATPase 16 kDa proteolipid subunit c-like. The record is from RefSeq and is a predicted model, not a curated record. NCBI's taxonomy places the organism in Eukaryota, Metazoa, Chordata, Actinopteri, Cypriniformes, Cyprinidae. Gene Ontology annotation, cellular component: proton-transporting V-type ATPase, V0 domain. Gene Ontology annotation, molecular function: proton-transporting ATPase activity, rotational mechanism. Gene Ontology annotation, biological process: proton transmembrane transport.